Molecule: messenger RNA, 8232 nt
Organism: Xiphophorus couchianus (Monterrey platyfish)
Lineage: Eukaryota; Metazoa; Chordata; Actinopteri; Cyprinodontiformes; Poeciliidae
Product: probable ribonuclease ZC3H12C
Exons: 6
Coding region: 1353-4016 (887 amino acids)
Cellular component (GO): cytoplasmic ribonucleoprotein granule; nucleus
Molecular function (GO): mRNA binding; metal ion binding; RNA endonuclease activity
Source: RefSeq, a predicted model, not a curated record
AUUGCGUAUUUAUAGUGUAUUGUCUUUUUCUUUAGCAAGCUGUACACAUUUUAUGCAUAAAUAACUUUUUCCCUUUAUGCCUCAGUACUUUCAAUACUUUUUCCAUUUCCCUCCUUUGGACGCAAACUCACAUCCUAGCAUCCAGUCUGGAAUCAAACACCACAUUUAGUAUAAUUUGCGUCAUUCUCUGAGUCGACCCCGUCCCACAGACAAAGGGGUUGAAGGCAGCAGCCGUCCUCACUGGGCCAGGUGUUCCACAGAGCUCUGAACUCGGUCCUCAGUAUUUUGUUUUUUAACUCAUGCUUUUCUGCUGUGUACAUGCGUCUUUGAUGCCUCUAAAUAUGGUGCGUCUCUGUGCAGCUGCCCUCUGAGGGCUCUCCAUUGCACCCCCUCUCCCCACCAUUGUCAACUCACACACUCUCGUCCAUUCAUGGCUUGUGCCGGUGGACGGGCUGCUGGUGUGUGUGUUUUAGCAUUUUUCACCAUGAAAGACCCAUUUUUCCAAAAAAACCACUACAUUGUAUGUGUUGGAAAUACAAGAAGUGCUGUUUUUGGGUUAAGGGUUAGGUUUAGGACUAAGGUUUCAAUUGAGUUUUAGGGUUAGGCCUGUACUGGUAAUGGCUAGGUUUGAUGUAAUGGGCUGCAGAAAUCAAUGGUAGUCAAUGCAAAGUGCAUGUGAUGAUAGAAAGACAUGGUGUGUGUGUGUGUGUGUGUGUUUUUGUGAGGUUAAAAUAGGGGAGGGCAGAAAAGGGGUGGAGCUAUUUUACCAUAUCUUAGUGGUCUCUUUUUAUUGGUAGAUGGAUGGGGGAUGUUUGGAGAGUGUUGAGAGGACGCUUUGCUCAAGUCAGGGAGUGAGAGGUGUUAGCUCGUUCUCAGAUAAGCUGCCGUGGUACGGGGAGACGGAGCAGCCUCAGUGCAGGGAGGGGAUGGUAGAUGAGUUACACUCCAUCUGUUGUCAGUCACAUUGAUAAACCUGCAGCUUCAGGACAUUUUGCACUGGGUUUCCUGAUCAAAAAAGGAGAAUGUAAAAGGUUGAUCUUGGCUUCAUUUUCUCAGGUGGAUCCCGUUGCACUUUUCUCCUUUUUUUUGAAAAAAAAAAAAGGGAAAUUACCAGUAACUUUGCAUACUGGGCUUAUUUCGCCACUAUCAAUACUGGGAAGUUCCCUUCUUUAGACUUUCAGCCUUUGCUCCUGAAUUGACCAAAGGUUGUGUUUCGUGACAGAACUUUUCUCCGGUUUGGUUUUGGAUCUGAGCGGGCCUGUCUGUCUGUGAGCGGCUGGAUACUGGUGUGGGCUUGAUCCGGUGCCUGGGAGCUCACAGAGGAAGAGGAGCUGGAUGUAUGAAGAGGCUUCAUGGGCCUGAAGGACCAUCUGGAGGAUGAUGGAACUGGCCACAUGCUCAGCCUGGGGCUGGAUCUGGACUAUCUCCAUGUGGAUGGUGCUGAGAAGCAGACGCCCCCAAACACACUGAAGGCCUCUGACAUCUCGCAGGUCCGAGGCGGCGCCCAAAGCAGGAGCGGCUACAGCAUCGCCGGGAGCACAAACAGUCUCAGUACAAACCUGAGUUACAGCAGCAGCAAUUUUUCAGAGGAGAGCGCCAUUUCCGACAAUGAAGAAGAACAGCAUCAGGUUAGCUCCGACGCCUCCCACCGAGAUCAGGUGGGCUUACCUGGGAGCUCCUCUCUGCAGUGGAAGCAGGUCAGGCUGGACCUGGCGCCACGCCCGUCCACAGGAGAUCUAACGCGGUCGAAAGCGCCUGCGGAGCUCGUUUCGGACGGCCGCACCAAGGUCGAGUUUGCUCUGAAGCUGGGCUACGCCGAGGAUCUGGUGCUGCUAGUCCUGAGGAAACUGGGCCCAGACGCACUUAUUAACGACAUGCUGGGAGAGCUGGUCAAGCUGGGGACAAAGACAGAGAUGGAGCAGCAGAAAGGUCCAGCUGUGUCCCAGUCUCCUUCCUCCUCUUUGUCUUCUUUGGCCUCCAGCUCGUCCCUGGAGUCCUGCCGGCUGCCGUCCCCUUUGCCCCUGCUGGACGACAAAGACAACUUUCGGCCCGUCGUCGUAGACGGCAGCAACGUAGCCAUGAGUCAUGGAAAUAAGGAAGUGUUCUCGUGCCAAGGGAUCCAGCUGGCUGUUGAUUGGUUCUUGGAUCGAGGUCACCGUGACAUCACGGUUUUUGUCCCUGCCUGGAGGAAGGAGCAGUCGCGACCUGAUGCUCUCAUCACCGAUCAAGAGAUCCUGAGGCGACUAGAGAAAGACAAGAUACUGGUUUUCACUCCAUCUCGGCGUGUGCAGGGGCGACGCGUGGUUUGCUAUGACGACAGAUUCAUCGUCAAACUGGCAUAUGAAUCCGAUGGCAUAAUAGUUUCCAAUGACAACUACAGAGACCUAGCCAACGAGAAGCCAGAGUGGAAGAAGUUCAUUGAUGAGCGCCUGCUGAUGUACUCCUUUGUCAACGACAAAUUCAUGCCUCCAGAUGAUCCUCUUGGACGCCAUGGACCAAGCCUGGAAAAUUUCCUGAGGAAGAGGCCUGUUGCUCCUGAACCCAGGAAGCAGCCCUGUCCUUAUGGGAAGAAAUGCACAUAUGGCCACAAGUGUAAGUUUUACCACCCAGAAAGAGGCAGUCAGCCCCAGCGCUCGGUGGCCGAUGAACUCCGAGCCAGCGCCAGAAAUUCGUCAGUGACUUCCAGAGGCCUGCUGGAACAUACAAUGAUGGUGACGAGCCAAAGUAGCAGUCAACCAGAAGAGAUGCCUGAAGCCGACCCGGGACAGGGCAGUAAACUACCAAACCAGAGUCCUCGGAGCGCGCCCUCUGAUCUCACUGAGGACAGACUCCAAGGUUAUUCCAAACCAGAAGUGUACAAGGGAAGCCAAGUCAUCGGGGGACAUACUUCAUCAGGGUUGUCCCACUCAUUAGGACAUCUGGACAGCUGGGCGCAACUCGAGGAAAGCAGUGGAGUCUACAGCUUGGGUUUAGUCGAAGGUUACAACAGAUGUGAUUCUCCGGAGGUGGGCUGCAGGUCUCUGGUAAAGGCCUACUCAAGUCUCCGUCUUGUGGUGCCACAGACCCCAGAAAGUCUCUUAACUGCUGAUCUGCAAGCAGGUUCUCUGCCAUCCGAAUGCAGCAGCGAUGGCAGCAUUAGCUCAGAUUCGUUUUCCCCCGACUCUAUGUCAGAUAACAGCCCCAAGUGCCGACAUCACCUUCCUCACUACCAUCAUCACUAUAAUGGCUCGUAUGGUCAUGUGGCAAGCCGGGUUUCGGGCCUGCAUUCCCCUUAUGGUUACUCUGUUACUCAAAGGCCGCAGAGACCUCCAGGGUCUGUCUCUGAGGAACUUCCUUGUUCAGUUAGCUCUCACGCAUCUCCACGCCAUCGCAAGACCCCUUCAGCAAACAUCGUACCACAGCAUCAGCAUCUACUUCUAGGCAACUGUCUGGGGGAACAGCCCCCUCGUCUACCUCAAACAUCUGCUGCUCAUCCUCAUUGCCAGAACUCGCCCUUCAGUCCGAACACGUCGACUUCGUGGGAAGGUGACCUCCAGAACUCCACAAUGUACAAAGGAUCACCAGUUAAUUGUAGAAGAAACUACUCUGGGUCAACCCAACACUCUCAGCAUAAGACGCACUGGGAUGCCCACCACGAGCCAUCAACCAGGCCCUGCUAUGAUCUGUUUUCCUACAAGAGCUUUCCCCCACUUCACGGCAAGGGUUGGCACACCCCCUGGGGUCAGCAACUCCCAUCAUCCCCCCACGGUCUAUCAGCUUCAAGUGUCCCACCGCCCCCACAGCAGUCCCUCAGGUCCAUCGCCACUCACAGGAGCCACCUGCAGAACGAGCGCCACUAUUCGGGGCACCUUUCCUCGGGUCAGUACCAGGACCUAAGGGAGAGGAUUUUCGUCAACUUAUGCGCCAUCUUCCCACCAGAUUUGGUGAGGAAGGUGAUGGCCAAAAACCCUCACAUGACGGAUGCUCAAGAGCUUGCAGCCUCAAUUUUGAUGGAGAAAUUGCAGUGUGUUUCUUAAAACUUUUCAGGUUAAUCUCUUAAAAUCAAGUCAGCAAUGAAAGCCUACUGUAGCGUUAGGGAAGCUAUUCGUCUAAUGGUGUCUUUUCUAAUAGAAGUCCUAAAACGACCAUAUCUUCGUCUAAAUGUGUCUUUUAUUUCAGCACUUAAAAUGGGAAAAGUUUGGGAUUAAAACCGUUUUCAUAAUAGUUCAUAAUGGACAGUUUAUGAUGGCCUUUGAAGGGGGACACUUCUUCGUAUUUAUUUGUUAUAUUUUAAGUUAUUGAAAUGAGGUUUUUGGCACUUUCUGUUAUUGUGUGCGUUUUAUUUUUGUCUUAGCUUUUUCUAUAGGGGCAAUCAUAUCAGGGCAUAAACUGAACCGUCUCUCUUGAGCCGUCAACACGGCCUGCAUAAAAUAAUAUAUUUAUUUCUCUCAUCUUUCUUCUUUAUGUUGGAAAUGCAGUUCUGCUCUGAUCGCAUUUCUGCUUCGGCCGGCUCAACUUGCUGAUCUAGUCUUUCAGUCUGCGCCGACAGGUGCCACAUCGGUUGUUGUGAGAUGUUGUGGAUUUCCCCCCGCAGGGAAGUGAAACUGUAACAGCGCCCACAAAACAUAGCAAAAACUCCACUUGAAAACCCCAAGCUGUUUUUCACCACUGAGAAAAAAGCCAUUUCCUCUGCUCAGACUCCCCUGUCAGCUAACUUCCUACUUCACCAUGUCUUAGCACAGAUUUUGUUUCUCUAAAGCCGCAAACAUCCUCCCUCUUUUGUCAUAUCAAAAGAAUAAAUCGUUUCAAAGUAUAGGGCCAAAAAAAUCUGGAUCAAGAUUUUUUUUAUCAUUAUUAUUUAAAAUCUGUUAAUUUAUUGCCUUUUACACGACUGUGGUGCAUAAGACACAGGAUCUCUGUCUGUUUAAUCUUCCAGAGAUGGGGAAUAACUUCUAACCGUCGGAUGACUUGCAGUGUCUGCCGAGUGCAACCUGUGCAAAGAAAACCUACAGAUGAUUUGACCAGACAAGCAGCUCCUAGACAAUGGAAACCAACAGUCACGGUGAAAAGAAAGUACCUCUUUCAGUCUUAUGGUUUUGCAUAUCAUGACGUGAAGAUCAUUUGAUUUAUGGUUACUUCAGUCUAACCUCAAGGGUAAAACCGCACAACAGAUCCAGCGCCGACGCUGUUUGUGCCCAGAGACGGGGUCAAAGUAGAAAAGCGGCGCCCAAAAGAAAUGAAGUAAAAAUGAUUGAAAAGCUUUUAGGAUCAUGUUUAGCGGCAGAAAAACAUUGCAGUCGUUUUCCUUAAGGCUGUCCCAGUGAUAUUUGUUGUUUUGAAGGAAUUUUGGCACAAAUUUUCUUCAUAACAGAUUCAGUUCAUUGAAACUUGACCGCUGCUCCUUUACGGUUCCACCACGGCUUUUCAGCAAAGCUGCAGUCUGUCAACGUUUUGAGCGAUUCUGUUGUAAAUUUCCAACGUUUUUGGGGAUAAUUGUAUUGAUUUCUGCCAGUACAUUUUUAUUUUAUUUCUUUAUUUUUGUGCAAACUUGUGUGGCGUCUUUUCUGUAAUUGUUUAAACCUUCGAAAUGAAAGAGGGAAUUCUUUCUCUUGUCUAAGACUGGUUACCGUACGUUUGAGCUCUACACAAUUAUAUUGGAAACAAUAACUUCCUAUGUAUAUAUUCUUACACCAUUCAUAAGACAAUAAUGAUGACAUUAAGUUUUUAUUUUUUCUAAAUGUUCUGCUGUUUAAUUUAUUAUACUGUGAUUAAUUGAUUUUGUUAAUUCUGUCAACCUUCCUUGACUCUACAGUUAAGCCCAAAAUUAUUCAGAACCCCGACUGGUACUGACUCAAAAUUAACUAAGUUUUUAUUUAAAAAGAAAACAACAAAAAAAAUGUCAAAGAGUAUAUUUCUUUGUAUUUUUAAAAUUUUCUACUUUUACUUGCAUUCUAUUAAGAAACUGCAUGCAAAUUUAUUUAUACUCUUCUUAAAAAAAUCUCUCUCUUUGUUGGCAUUGCAGCAAAAAGGACGAAUCGUUGUGAAGAAUUCAGAGUCUUCCAGAUUGGAAGGCCUCCUGGCUAUUAACUUAAUCCAAAACCUCCAAAUUAUCACUUCCACUAGAGAACAGGCAUGUUGGUCGCAUUAAAUCGAAAUCUGCGUUGGGUUUGAAUUUUUUGGGCUCAACUGGAACUGGUGUGAAAACAACACAUUAGCGCCCAGCCUCCUCCUAAGUGUUGCCUUUGCUUUCCCCUAUUGUUAUUAUUGAGUUGUUGUUGUUUUUUUCUUAAAAUUAUAUAAUGUAACUUAAAACUGGAAUUGUUCAAAUUAAUAUUAUUCAGGUUUAUGUAUCCAGAAGUUGGGUUACUUUAAUUCUUGAGGAACUUUCUGGAAAAAAAACUCAUGCCUGCUUGGCAUAAUUUACAGUAGCUGAAUGUUGAUACAAAUUGUAUCCUUAAAUCUUUUAAAACAAAGUCAUUGUGUUAUGCAAAAGUGUUUAAGCAAAAGGGUUUCGAGCUGAAUAUUUUAGAUGGCGUGGCCGACGUUUGCCAGCUGCGGUAUCGAGGUUUUUAUUGGAGAAGGAUUUUUAUUCCUUCCAUUUUUUUUUGCGACUUCACGGUAGUGCGAGAAGUGUACUUUUGGGAGCAGAUUGUAACACAAUGUGGUUUGAAAUAAAGAAAUUAUCUCCACCGCAGAGUUGGUGUAAGUUGCACACAGAGCCGUCUUAUUCUCCCUCCUCAUCGUGGUUACCUUAAGCGCCGCCAAGUCAGGGCAGAGCAGGUCUAAACUCGAACGGCUAAAUCAAGGUUUUUGAGAAGAUGCGAUUAUCAAAUGAGUGUGGCGGGUUUCAAAAAAAUGUCAUUAGCACAACCUGGAACCUCUUGAAAACAUGAUCCUCCAACACUCCUGCAAAGUCGAGCCCCUAACAGGCCACGUCACCGACUGAACAAAGGUGCUAGCAAAGCGUCAAAAGCUGCUACACGUGUCCUCGGAUUAGCAUUAGAGAUGCCUUCAAGCUUGUACGUUUUUAUUACUUUUGUCCAUUUCAAGCCACUUCAGGGACCAUUGAGGGGUACCAACAAUUGUUUCCGCGUGUGUAUCCCCAACUAUCCUGCUCAACUAUAAAAAUAUUUAUUGUAAAAUGUGCUUCAAUGCUGGAUCCUGAGGCUCCAAAGGGUUUUUCUGUGCCGACGGGUCGGUCAUAAUUAUGCAAUUAUGAUCAAUGACGUUGGAUAAAAAUGGCUGUUUUACGGAUUAUACAAAAGCAAAAAUAAUAAUAAUUAAAUAAAUGUUACAUUAAAUUAGCAAAUGUUGCAAUUGUAAAAUUUCUACAGCUCCCCACAAAAAAUGACUGGUUUUUAAAAAAAAAAGAAAAGUCAGCUUUUUCUGAAGUUUUAGUGCUGAAGGUUGGUUCAUUUCACUUGCAUAGUGGUUGUAUUUGUUUUUGUCUUUGAAAAAAAAUUAUUUCACUCCAAAUAAGAUAAUUAAUAUGAGAGUUUUGAUAUGAACAUGAAAUCAGCCGACUGUCCUGCAUGUGACUUAACCGAGAACAAUAAAGGCCUGAUAACAUUUCAAUACGUUCAUGACCUUUUCACAUUGCUGAGACUUUAAACCAUUCUUAAUUAAUAUUAUUCUGGGCUUUUUUUUUUUUUAUUAACACAAUUUAACCAAAUCUACAUUAAAAAAAGAAAGAAAAGAAAAGUGAAUUAAGUUCGAAGAAACGGAUUCGGAAGAUUUCUUUGCUGCCACUGGCAAUAUCAAAUGUCUAAAAUCAUACGUAACCAAUAAAUAUUUUCUCACUUUAUUAAAAAAAAAAAAAAAAUUACAAUGCACUAUAUCUGUCAUAUUUGACCAAUAUGCAAAUUAAUAAUAGAUAGCAUGAAAGACAAACUGGCUUAAAGCAGCUAUUCCAGGCUUAUUUCUUUGAGUUUUCAUCAAUACUGUGCACCAGAGCCAUGUCAUGCUUUGACUCUCCCCAAAACAAACAAAAACAAAAAUCAGCUCCAUGAACUUCUGUUGAGGACCAUACUCUUGCUGCAUAUUUGGAAAUAUAAAGUCAUUCUUUAUUAUUAUGGGGCAAAAUACAUAUUUGAACAAAAGUCUCACUGGACAGAGAGAAAUGAAAAACGAGCAGAUCUGGUUUGCAUGUCGGUGACCUUUGCAAACUCUGAUUUCACGAAUACGUUAACGUGACGACGACAGAUAAAGAACCUGGAAUCUCAAAUCGGAAAAGAAACGGUCAAAAUAAGGCAA